AAAGAAAGAGACAACACAGACACAGGCAGAGAGACAGACGGGAUGGAAAGUGAUAAGGCCUCAGGGAACAGUGGAGCAACAGUCACUCCUCAGGUAAACUGCUUUGUCACAGAAGAAUAUUCCAUCAUUUUUGUCCAGGGGAUAUUAUUCCUUUCAUAACGCCAUAUGAAUACAUUUAGAUAUCGUUCCAGGAUUUGUUGGGAUACUGUGAUGUUGCAUUGUUGGUCUUAACUACAAAGUUUGUAAAGUACAAAUAUACAGGAUAUCCAAGCGUGGUAUUGUAUAAUAUGUUUGUCCUUUAAAAAUGAAAUUAACUAAUUCCAUGAAGUCUAAAAUGCAGACCUGCAACAUAUAUUUAAGUGGAAAAAUUCAGAUCAGUAUAAGUGUCACAAACUUAUGUAUAAGCUGCAUGUCUGUGUCCUUCCAGCCCUCUCAGGAUCAGCCAGGACCAGAGCUGGAUGCCUCAAGUGCCCAGCCUCGCUCUGAUCAAAGUGGUAAGAACAAAAAAAACAAAUACUAUAAAGCAGUGGUCCUCAACCUUCUUGAGUUAUGACUCCAUCAAUAUCAUUACUUUGUCUGUGACACUUCUUGGCUGAAUAUAGUCCCUUGUCCACCUCUUGCUGGCAUCUUUGAUAACUCUCCAUGAAAAGAUAAUGCAGUCAUUAAUCAGCAUUGUGUAAAUGGGAUCAUUUUCUUACAUGAUGACCAAAAUAUUUUGAAACCUCAACAGGAGUUGGGACCCCAAGGUUAAGAGCCAUUACUUCAGAAAAUAGUCAGAAAAAGACAAUAAAAUAAUAUAAAAUACUUAAAGCACUUUCAGUUAAAUACCCACAAGUACUUUUUAACUCUGCAUUGGUUUUCUUUUUUCCCCCCUUUUUGUCUGCAUCAAGGCACUGCCUUACAUACUUUACAUGCUAUCUACUUUUGCAUUUCAGUGCAGGAGGAUGUUUUUCAGGCGUCGCCUUACAUACCUUGUACCUCAGACCUUCAGCGAUCUGAAGACAUGGAGGAUCAUAAUCCACUGCCAGAGGAGGAGGAGGGGGGAAACUUACCUACUCUUGACCCUGAGCAUGUCUGUAUCUUUUUAUCGAUUGAAUGUUAAUGCUCCUAAAUUUGAAUAAUGCCAUCAAUGGCCCUUUUCACGCAUGCACAAGACUCCAGGGUAUUUCCUGACUUUAUUGGUUGUUUGUGAAUGCAAUUGGCAGAAUUUUCACCCACUGCAAUCCACAUUUCUUCCUGCCAGUCCUUCUUUAAAAUGUACACAAGAGAUUUAUGUAAACCAAUGUGUGAAUGCUGUUGGAAAAGGCACAAGAAUUCACUAUGAGCGAGUGGGCAGAGUGAUGACAAUCAGGUUGAGCGGAGUCUCUCUUAUUUGCACUCAGCGCUGCUUUCCUCAGUGGUCACUAUAAUGUUUUCUAAUGUUGUUUCCUGUGCUUAUACACAAUGUAAUAUUAUAACCACAGAAACAGCUACCUUUGUAAAAAUGUUCCACCUGCCUUCUCCGUUCACCAAAAACAAAGGAAUAUACUGAAUUAUGAGAGUGUGUCUGAUAGGAAAAAAACUUGUGUUUUAAAGAUCACGUGUAACUUCAAAUGCCCAGGGUCAUUUAGGGUCUAGAAAAUGCCUGGAGUUUUUGUUUGAAAGGGGCUUUUUGCCUGUUUUUCUGCCUGGUAUGUUAGGUGCACAAUUGAUCCUUAAGACUUAGCUUGGGCUUUAAAGAAUUAUAUUUACACCAAAAGCAGUUGUUUCAUAUUUAGUUGGUUGAUAUUUCUGUUGCCUUCUUUCAUGACUGUUGUGUUUUGUUUCAUCUGUCGGGCAGCCCUUGGUCAUACAGUAUCAAGCAGCUGUUCGCGAAAAGCUGCUCAAGGAGCUGGAGAGUGUCAACAAGAGUCUGGAGGAAAAGGUGGGCUAAUGUCACUGAACGUCAAAAACUUAUUUUUUGAUUUUGUUAACUCUCCCUUACAUACACACAUAGACCAAAAUAAAAACACAACACUCCCUUGAUUUUACGUGUUUGGUCCCUGUAUGUCCAGAAGAUGGUGCUGUUGACCUGUAGAGAAAUUGAAGCGAACCUUUUUUGUUUAUUUUGAGUUGCUGUCCUACAGAUAAAUCAUGUCUUCAACAAUAAAAAAAUCAUGAAAAAAAGGAGAAACAUUUAAGUAUGAAAGAAAAGAUAAGAUCCCCAAAGGAAAACUCAAGUUUCAAACAGAAGAAAGUAUAGAAGGAUUAUCUGAAUAGCCAGUAGAGUAGUUUGAUGAUCUCUUUAUCUCUCUGCUAUUUUCCCAGCGUGCAUAUUCGAAAGCAAGUGACAAAAAACUCCAGGAACAGAGUGUUGAGCUAGACAUGCUCAAGAAGCAGCUUGCUAUAUCUAAGGCUGGGCUGGAGGAGGAUUGUAAAGCCAAGUCAGAAUCAGAAGCCAAACGCCGGCAGUCACAGGCAAAACUGGAGGAUGCGAGGAGAGAGUUUACCAGAACUAAAAGGAGACACGACGAAAAGAAAGCCAAAGGUGAGGCUAACUGUAUCCUCUUUCCCCCAGGAUUUUUGAUCCAUCUGUCUUUAUCUUUAUUUAGGAAUUUAACGUUAUAGAAAUAAUUUGUAACAAUUCUCAUGAUUGACAGCAUAUCAGAAAGUACAGCAGCAAGUUUUAGAGGAUAGGCUGGAGUUGUAUUUUUUUGAAACAGUUCAUUAUAAUGUUUUUUUUUUUUUGGUCAUAUUCAGAAACUAUAAUCCUGUGCCUCUCACACAGUUACAUCUGUUAUCCACAUCCACCCAGGAGAGAAAAUAUAGACAAACAAGCCUAACACAAAAGGGCUUUUAGGAAGUCAGAGCAACUCUAUUUAUGUCAUGUAAUUUAAUGGAGAACUAUGUCUGAUCUGUUUUUGUUGGCUGUUCAACCCCUGAAAUUGCGCUGAAUUUCAGAAUGCAAGUAUCUUUUUGAGGCAGUGUGGACUGCAGCACCAGGAUUGUUACUUUAUUGCCAAGGAUUUGGUUUGAAUUGCAAUUUAGGUUUAAGAUUCAGAUUUUUAUGCUUUUUAUGAAAAACCAACAGUUAAACUCAGUUGAAGAGACUUAAAGGACAUAUCCGUCGGUUUAGUCCUGAUAACUAUAAAACAAUGUUUCAGCAAUAACAAGACAGUGACUGCAAAGGCCCAGGAUAAAAUUGAUUAGUGUUUUUUAUUUCCAUAGUGGCUCAGCUAGAGGCUGAGUUGGACAAACUGAUGAAACAGGUCACCUUCAUAAAAGGAUUGAGUAAGGAUUUGCGCAGUGAUGUGAAAGUUAAGAAGAAUGCCAGGAAAAAAGCGGGACAUAGGAAGAACCAAGCUGAAGAGCAGAAACUACAGCAGGUGGAUAGACAGUUCACAUCCAAAACAGCUUGUUUUGAACCACAAGGCAUUAUCAUGGAUUAUCGAGCUUUUAUCUGCUGAACAUGUUUGUCUUUAUCAGGAUAUGUAUGUGGAGCGUCUGACAAAGGACCUGGAGAAGGUGAAACAGCAGUCAGCCAUGUAUGAGGCGCAGGCCACUGCUCAAGUGGAGAAGAAAGAGACGAUCAAACAGGCACUCUCUGAGGUAAUUUUAGAGUUGCCCAGAAGACCUGCAAGCCUGCAAGUACUGUCAUUACCAAGCAGGAACUACAAAUACAAAACCAAUUCCAGAAGAGUUGGGACGCUGCACCACUUCUUUGAAAAAUGUUUGAACACCACUUAAUAUGUGAUGGAAAAUUGUUCAAAGAAAGCACACCAAUCAUUGGAACUGAGAAAUGUGGUAUGUUAUGAAGAAUAUAUGCUUGUUACAACUAAUGCCAGCAACAAGUUCCAGAGGAAUUCAGACUGGGGUAUGUUUUCCAUUGUUCUGCAUCACCUCUUCUUUGAACAACGCUAUUUAUAUAUUUGGGGAAUGAGAAGACUCCUUUCCAGAGUUUUGAAAAUGAAUGUAACAAUGUUAUCUGAUACAGGAUUUGUCGCCUUUGAUGUAUUUUUCAAUUUACGAUGCCCCAUAUGUUUUCAAUGGGUGAGAAAUCGUGGCUGCAUAAAGACCACUUAAACACCUAGCUUUAUUGACUGUGGAGCCAUGCUGACGUGGACUGGCAUUAUCUGACUAAAAUAUGCAGAGUCUAACCCUAAAGAGACACUGUCUGGAUGGCAGAAACCUGCCUGUUAUUCAGUAAGAAUGGGGCUUUCACAGAUGUGUAACCUUGUUCACACCUUGUACCAUCACAGAUUAUGCUUUUGGAAAUGAAAACAAGUGAAGUGGUUGCUCUAACAUGAAUAGCGGAGGGCUAAAAGUCCAUGAUUUCUGAAAGGAAUGUCUGAUUUUGAUUCAUUAGGCCACAAGACAAUUUUCCUACUUUACUCCAUUGUCUCAGUCCAUCUUAAAAGGGUUUGAGCCCACAGAAGUCACCCCUGGUUUUGGAAUAUGUUUGCAUGGGCUCAUGCAGACAGAAUUAAAAAAAAAAUCUCUGUUUUUUCAAAUGAUUUUAUGCACUUGAGAUGAUAGUGUCCCUAAAUUCUUUGCAGUUUCAUACUGAAGUGGGAUUACUCUGAAAUUGUUAAACAAUUUGUUCAUCCAGUCUCUCAUAGAGUGGUCUUCUUUACUGCUACUACUAAAACUACAUAAAUAAGCAUAUAAUUUUCAGAAAACAAACAAACAAAAAAAUGACAGUUUGAACAUUUAAUACGUUUUCAUUGCACUAUUUUCCGUUAUUUAUUGUGAUGAUUGGCGAACCAUCAAAUCUGUACAUAUUUGGAAUUGGGGUUGUACAUAUACUUGUUGAAGAAGUAGCUACACAUCAGUCUCAAAAUAUAUGAUCUGGAGUUUCUGUCUGUGUGCAGGCUGAGAUGCAAAUUGAGUCUCUGGCGAUGACUCGUAAGGAGCUGCUGCAGCAGUGUAACAGCAGUCUGACAGGCCUGAGAAAACGAGAGGAAGCCUACUCUGCAAUGCAAGGGGCCAUGGGGUAAGAAUGUUCCAAAGAAAGGCUGACUAUACCUCCAUUUGAUUUCCAUCAUUUUGGUCAAAGCGUUUCCCCUUGAAUAAAUGUAACUGAUACUGCUAAAGAAAUCCUUGAUGAACAUCAUCAUCAUAACUAUGAUGGCUUUCUGAAUGAGAGAGUCUUGGUUUGUCGAAUUGAGAACAAAGCAAAAAAUGGAGAUAAUAUUUAGUUAAUGCGGCUCAGGCCUCCAUAUUAAGGCAACAUUGACGUAGUGAUGGGUAUAGAGCACUUUUUAUAGAGAGGUAGAUAAGCAUAUCAAAAACAAUGAAUGUUGGCUCAGUCUUUUUUUGUUUUCACAGGACUGUCACAGCCCAGGAGGUCUUGCUGGACAGAGAGAUUGAAGGGUACAAGAAAUCUAUCUCUAAAGAACGUGAGCGAAACGAGACACUCAUCACGCAGCUUAACUGGACUCAGACGAAAGUUACCACCUCUGAAAAGCAGAUCAGUCAGAGGCAGGCCCAGCAAGAGGCCCUACAUCAACACUACACUACCUGCAGUCGCAGCCUGGGGGAUACUGAACACACUCUUGCUGUGCUGUCUGAGGUAGCCAUAGGACACUGGCUUUUUGUUUCAACAGCUCUGCAACAAAAUUUCCCAGAGGCGUGUCCUCUGCAACUAUUACACACUGUUUUUUUUUUUUCCUUCUUCUUCGUUUUAGGAAAGCAGCACUUAUCAGGCUCAGGUGGAUGAUCAGAGGAAGCAGUUAGAGAAAGAGAGAGCUGUGCGUCUGGAGUUAGAGGACAAGAUAAAGAAGCAUAUGAUGCAGGAGCUUACCCAUAACAAAGCUGCAAAAGAAUCCCAAAGACUCACCAUCAAGAUGACUGCACUAAAGAAGGAAAAGGUACUCAAAAAACACUCAGAGUAGGAACACCCAAAGAGUUGUUUAUUGUCUCCUUUUUAUGGAAAUAAGCUUCAUUAAAAAAAAAAAUCUAACUCACAGGCUCUAGGUCCUCAUUGCAGCAGUGAGAGUAAAAUUUUAACUGUGUGAUGCAAAUUGGUGGUAACUGUGCAGCAAUAUUCAACGGGAAUGUCUUCAUAAAAAUUCACAGUGAACUUGACAAGAAUUCCAGAUCUAAAUGACCUGUAGAAUUAACUUCAAAGCAUCCACACACAAACACACAAGCUGAUCUAUGGAGAGCAGGCAGUGAGGGUUGUGUAUUUCAAAUGUGCAAAAUAACACGCCUUUGCUUUCAUGAAUAUGUCAUUUGGGGUGCUUCUGCCCUAACAUGCUAAAUACUGGGAAAAGAACAUUCAAAGAAGUUCAUUUAGUACACACACUUAAGGAUUGACUUAGGCUGAGAAUAGUAUUUGUGACUGUGACUCUGUCUUAAUAUAAUGCCCUUGAAAAGAAAGAGCAAAUCCAGGUUCUCAGUGUCGUCAAUGUUGCUAUUGAUACAGCCAAGAGGAGACAGAACUAUAGACACAUAUCAGUCUGAUUCAGUCAUUUCUCAUGAACUGUUUGAGGGUAUUUUUUCAUGUCAUUUAUGUUGAGAGACCUCAUGACGCCUGAAUGAGUGAGGAGGAGCAUGCUCAGCAGCACAAAAUACAUAUGUACUGUAUGAUAAGGAUAAAGAAGACAGUUGCAUUUUUUCCUCAGAUCUCUCAGUUGUGGCAGCUGGAGAGGAACAUAGGGGCAGUGGAACUGGAGAACAACAAGGUCAGCCAACAUCUGGGCAGCUUGGCCGUCAUCCAGAAGGACUUUGAUGACCAGAUCUCCGAGAAGACCAAGUUACUGGCAGCCAAUGAAAGAAAGCGUUCUUCUUUUUUCACACUCAUUGAGCGACAGGGCACUAUCAAAGCUAACUAUUAUAAACAGAUCCAUCAAAUCACAGCCAGGACUGGGGUGAGUGAAUCUCAAGAAGAAGCAUUCCCUGUUUGCAGUUGUUAGUGUGAAAUAUGGAUUUAUUUGCAUUUGAUUACACAUCACAUGCUCUCUGUUUGAUUUGUUUGUAUUCAUUCACAGCAUGGAGACCUCAGUCCCAUGGAGAUCAAGAUAAGGGCACUAAUGGCUGAGACUGAGGAGGUGGCAGCAAAAAUCCAGAGUGUCCAGCAGCUCCUUUUGACACGGAUGGGGACAGUAGUAAUACUGAACAAGGAAAAAGAAGCAAACAGCAGAGAUAUAGCCAAACUGCAGAUAGAGUUCAUAGACAUUCAGCAGAAGACAAUUUACCUUGAGAGUGAGUGAUACACCACUAUUUACAAAGAAACAAACAAAUGCACUGAAAGGUACACAUGUUAAAAGCAUGUUCUUGAUAUUCAAUCAUUUUAGCCUGACAUCCAAAUGACAUUCAGAGUUAUACCAUAAAGAUGUGCUGUCACUUUGCCUUCUUCAUCCUACACCAACCCUGGGUUUCUACGUGGUACAGGCAAACAUGACAUUGAUUCUAGUAGGCUAACUCCCAGGCAUGGGAUUAUUGCAGAUAUGAAAUGUUUCUGGGCUACUCCACCUGCUCUCUUUUCUCUUUAUCAUUUCUGCAGAGAUUAAAAGAUUGUAUUAGCAGUGCAAAUUAUGUGGUUGAGUGAGCAAGGCUGGAAGUUAAGAUUGGCAGUUGAAUGUAAAUAUCUAAACACGCACUUCAGCCAGAUUACCUCCUGUUUCUUCUGGAUUUUAACAUCUUUUUUUUUCCCCAAAAAUAAAUGUUGCUGAUUUCCCUUUGGUGUGUACAAAUAAUAUUAAGAGAAGUCUGAAAUUUGAAUUUUCAAAACGAGGACAUUUUUCAAAAGGCAAGCAUGUCCAAAUUCUGUGAGGUUGAUGUUGAACCAUCUCAAAUCCCUCCAGGUCAGACAGAAGCAGAGCGGCACGAUGAGACUGAACUGGAGAAAAAUACAAAGCUGCUGAGAAGAGACCUGCUGAAGCUUGACACACAGCUGUUCGAGAAUGAACGACUCAGCAAGGCACUGAAGCAGGAGAAUGCACUAACAGAGAAAGACUUCAUGAGAAGACUCAAGGCAUGUCGUAGCCCAAUGAUCUUCGUUUUUCUCUCUUUUUUUUGCACAAUGCUUUUGAAAGUCAUUUUAAAUGUGGUAAAAAUGCCUUCAGGAGGCUGAGCAGGAGUCCGCAGAGAUGCAGAUGAAACACGAGAGGAUCCUGAAGGAAAAGGAGAGACUCCUCAGCUGUCUGCUUGAGGCUGAGUAGGUCACAUUUAUAUUUUUGUUUUUUAUUUUAUCCUCAUUUUAUGUUGUAUGGCAGUCAAUUGUUCACAGAUUUUUGUCAUAUUAAGGCUUGUGGUUAUUUUUAGGUAACUGACUCGAAAGCAGCUACACCACAAUACUUCAAAUGUAGACAGAUAAAUAGGGAAUUUGUAAAGUUAGGAUUGGUGACUUUAGUGAUUCAUCCAAAAUAUAUAUAUAUAUAUAUAUACAAAAAAUAUACGGUAAAGUCAUCUGAAAUUAAUGUCCACAGCCCCGUCUAUCAGUUUUUUUUUCAUUUUAGUGGGCUAAUACUUUGGUUCUGAUUUUUACUAGCACUCUUUGUUCUGUGUGUGUGGUUGACAGUCAGCAGAUCAUGCUGUGGGAGAGGAAGAUCCAGCUUCUUAAAGAGACUCGUUCUGUUGUGGACGCAGAGAUGUACCACGGAGACAUCCGUACAAUGAAGGCUGAGAUACGCCAAAAGAAGGUAAAACCUUUAACACAUAAUGCUUCAAAUGAUGCCAGUAAACUGUUAUAUUUUGUUGUUUUAUUAACAAUAUUUCCUUUUAAAUGUGCCAAAUAUUUUUAGAGCGGAAGUCAAAUUUUAAGAAGCCAUGUACGUAAAUAAAAACCCUAAAGCUUGAAAAAACUAGAAAUUAUUUGUGCAUUGUAAUUAGAAGCACAUUGUUCUUCUCUGUAUUUAUGCUGUUGUGAAAACAAAACCAGUUUUAUUUCAGUACAAAUGCCCAAACCUCUCCACUUUGCAUAAACUUAUAUGACAUAUUUACAACUUUUUUACAUGGAGGAAAGGUUUUGUACCGUAGACAUACUCUCAGAAGGAUACUACAUCAAAAUUUAUUUAUUCAUUUUUUUUUAAAUUAGAGUAUUGACAGAUUGCAUUAACAUCACAUAUUAACAAAUAGAAAAGUUCUAAAAAAAUUUCUUUUUGCAUUUUAAACCAAAUUUUCUGAUAUACGUGAUGUCAGUGUAAUCACACUGGGACUUAGGGAAAAAUAUUAACACAAUAUUGUUAUUAUUUAGUACUAUUUUGCCCCUUUCCACACACCAUAGUUCAGCCGCUGUGGCAUCUUCUUACCCCACUGCACUUUUGAAUAUCUCACUUCAAAAAAGUCCCAAACUGGUCUGAUGACACGUCAAAUGUAAUUUACACAUUAUGUCAAAUCGUAUUAAUAUAUCACUGGAAAACUUACCAUCAAGGAGUUAAGCAUAUAUAUGCAGCUUGUCAGUCGAAUGUCUGUUAGCAACUGCAUCAACAAAAGCCAGCAAAGCACUUUUUUGUGCUGUGGGUCAAACACUUUGGGGCUGUCAUGUUCAAGACCACAGUUGAGUAGGAGUGCAGCAUGUCUUUAAGUUAUGAAACUUAAAGAUUAGAUCGAGAUGAGAUUAGAUACAACUUUAUUUAUCCUUUUGCCCAGGUUCUUUUAAAGGUGGGUUAGGCAGGAUCUGAGGAAGUGCCAGUUUUUGGAGGAAAUCUUGAAUGUAAACACUACCCCUUCCAACCAGUUUUCCCUUCAGCUCCUCCUCUCCCCUCCCUCUCUGCUCCAGCAAGCCCUGCCCACAAACAGAUGCUCCUGUUCGCUCGUAUCUUUCCAAUUAAAUUCAGAUAUAAUGCAGAUAAAUACUUCAGAUAAUUACAAACUGGGCCCAGUCAAACACGUUUGCAGGACUUCUACAACUAGGAUAAAGAAGUGACAUACUCCAUGACCUGGGGUAAACAGUUUAGCGGCGCUACAACACACAGCAGGUCCCGUUUGACAAGAAAUACUUCUGUUACAGACACUUGGCUUACUUUGUUAAAGCGGUUUACCUGUUCAGCAGAAAGGUUACAGAGUCCGUAAGAUCCUGCAGCUUCCCCCAUCGUUGAUGCUUCAUUGAUGUUGACCUGGCUUUUUUGCACUUGUCCGGUCUACCUCCAUUUUAAGCGCUAGUUAUCACCCACUUCGUUUUCUUGUUUGUGUUGGCAGCCGUGGCCAAAGGAGGAUUCAGACAAUAUUGGAUUAUUGAUUGGAUUCUCAAAUCAAGACACUGGUUAGAAUUUCUUGACGUCUUAAAUGUAGACAUAACACUUUUUUGAAAGCCACAGUAACAGAAUACACAGUUCAAAAAAUUUACUCAUUGGCAGUCUUAGAGUCUCUUGAUAACCUACUCAGUGGCAUAGUGUGACCAAACCGAAUGGUUUAACCUCUGUUGAAAUUUUUUCUGUUGAAAGUUUUAUUCGUUAGACAUUAAAGUCUGGUCUUUGUGCUUUUCUUUUUGUUUCGGAGCUUUUUUAAAAAUACAUUGACUUUAUUUAAGAGUGUGUGUGUUUUUGUGCAGCUGCGAAUCAACCAGCUGACAAAGCGGCAGGGGCAGCUUGUCCGAGAGAGUGAAGCACUGGUAGAAAGGAGGGCAGCCCUGAUGGAGCGCUGUAAGGCCAUGUCCAACAGUCCCAAAAAAACGACCAGAAACAGCAACCCCCUUGUCAAUCAGCGCCUGCAGCGCAAAAUCAAGGACGCACACAAAGUAUGACACUGGAAUUCUGUUUCUGCUUUCAUAGAUGGAGCGAAAUUAUGGCAAAAUUAUCUGAUAAGCAGUUUGUAUAAUUGCAGCGUGAAGCCAAGUGUGAGGAAAUGAUCAGGGACCUACAGGAGAGCCAGGUCAGUCUCAAGGACAGGCUUCUGCAGCAAGAGCAACGACUGAUAGAUCUCCGCAGCACCAACUCCAUGCUGGACCAUGAAAUUGUAAAUCUCCGGGACACCAAAGACAGCGUAAGAAGCACUUCCAGUAUUGUGCACUGCAUUACAACACAAACAUUUUUACUGCCACGUAGAUGUCUAUAUCAGUCGUCUUAAAUGCGCUUAGUGACUGUGUGUAUUUUUUUUAGGCUUCGGCAUAGCCUUAGUCCACCGUAAAUUCUCAAAUACAGGCCUCUUAGGCCUAUAGGUCUUUUAAUAUAGGUCUUUUAUUCAUUUGUACUGCCUCAGGUACCAGGCCUUUAUAUGAAACAAGCUUUGAUUAGAAGCAGGCUCCUAAAUCAAAUUCUGCCAGUCUCAGAAUGAUAACUGUUCAUAUUUUACACAAAGUUAUUGUCAAACUCCAGCUAAAAAGACAUUGCAUUAUUCAGAAAACACAAAGGGUCCGAAUUGAGCAACCAAAAGAGAACAGUUGUGGAAUAAAUCACAUUUGUCAUUUCAGAGAAAUAUAUCUGCAUCUGCAUCUUUAAAUUAACCACAAAACAAUCAUACCAACAAACUCAUUAGAUUAGAUAAGAUAAAAUAUGAUAAGGUAAGUUAUGAUAGGAAGAAUUUAUUCAUCCCUGAGAGGAAAUUCACUUAUCUAAUAGUCAUGCAGUUUCCUUUUUUCUACACAUGUGCAGUCAUACCUGUUAUUUCCACAGAAACUGCAAUGAAAUUUGUGGUCAUCAUUUCAUAUUUUUCAUAAUUUCUCCUGUAAAUGAAGGAGGAAAGGUUUUUGGAAAGGUUUUGUAAUACUUAAAUCCAACAUGGUCCUUUUUUGGUUAUUGAGUGCAAAGAUGACCAGUAAAGAGACCAGUAUUUAUGUAGAAAAGUAGAAAUAAAAAGUCAGAUAGGACUAACAGCCUAAAAAUAUUCUGUCGCAGAAAUGUCUCAAUCAAAAUUAAAUCACUUCGUUGGUUUGUACCACUGGAUUACGAAUAGUAGUAUAUUUGCACUGUCAGUUACACAGAUGGAUUAGAAAUGAUAUUCAUUUUGUCAAGUAUAUGAAUUAAUUACAUGUUUUGACCAUUUCCACAGCAAUUCUUCUUAACACUGUCAACAUAGCUGUUUGCUAGUAACAAGUCAGCCAGUCUAAGACAUAAACACCGGUCAACCCGGCCUCUGUCUGUAGACAUGAUAAAGCGCGAACAAAGGUGUGCUGAGAAUGUUUAUUUUAUAACGUACAUCAUGUUGUUGAUUUAUUGAUGUGUGCAUCACUGUUUCCACCCAUGACAGCCACAACCACACACCUCGAAUGGCAGGCAUAGCUGCCUGUCGUUUGUUCACCCUCUGGGGCACUGUUGGAAAUUUUCAGAAAAGUGACAACACAUCAACACUCAUUAUCUACCUUUUCUUUGCCUAUAGAACCUGUCCCACUUGGUGACUCUGCAGAGUAGGAGCAAGAGGCUGCAGGAGGUGAGCAAGGGCAGCUACCGAGCCAUGUCCACCCCUGAAUCCAUUGAAUCCUCCCUGCAGAAACAGAUGGAGCGUCUGCACACGACCAAUGCCAUCUUGCAUCGUGUGUGUCAGGAGUUCCCCCAGCACCAGGAGAAGCUGCGCAAGAUACUGUCAGCACUGGCAUCACGUUUACAAGCCCUGGAGCAGAAGACUUUGUGAGAGAAAGGAAAGGAUGUAGACCUGAUAUUAAGUACAGGGACAAAUGGAGAGGAUGGUGUAAUGCAGCAAAAAUACUUUAUUGAUUUAUUUAUUUAUUUAUUCUCAAAGGGAAAGUUUUACAGUUCCUAUAGUAAUGGUUCAACAUCAGUUUUCCCUGUUUAUUUUAAAAUAAAAACUUAGGUUGUUCACAAUCAGUGUUACAAUCAAAGCAAAAUGCAAACGAUAAAACACAAGCCAUCCUUUUCUUCUUAAGUCAUCUGUUAUGAAUUUCCUGUUGGGAAUCAAUAAAGCGCUUGUAUUUUUGUCAUAUUAUGCCAUCCUCUGCAUUUUUCACUGUACUCACUAAGGACAAAAGAGACUGAAGGGCACUGAAACAGAUAUGUAAAGUUGACUGUCAUCAGCACAAAAAUGAUAGCUGAUGUGCAAUAAUAUUUCCGUGUGGAAGCAUGUGAAAAUUAAAUAGAUCCAGGAAUGCAUUCCUGAGCGGCACCAUAUUUAAUGUGUCUGACACAUGGGAACAGAGGCUGAUAAAAAAAAAUGGUCUGUUAAAAAAAUAUGAACUGAAGCAGGGUAAAACACUACCAGAUGCCUGCACUUUGUGAGUCUGUUGAUUAAAAUGUUGUGACUGACAGUGUCAAACGCAGAGCUAUGGUCCAAAAGAACAAGUACUGUCAUGUUAUUUUCAUCUAAAAUUAAUUUGAUGUCAUUUACAUCUUUAAGAACGACAGCCUGAUUGGAGUUUAUUUUCUAGAAUAGUGUUGUUGGUUAAAUGAACAAGAAGUUAUUAUACAGGGCAGAGUUACUGUAACGCAUUGUGUUGACAAUUCUGUCUCCCCAUAUAUAUUUUUUAAAUAGGAGGAAAAUCCCUCAGCUUUAAGAGAUCAGUUAUUGUUAUCAAAGACCAGUAACAGAUUGAGACUUCUCAUACCCUUGUUUUUAAAGGUGCAGUAUCAAUAAAAUCAUUAUUU
Molecule: messenger RNA, 13436 nt
Organism: Xyrichtys novacula (pearly razorfish)
Lineage: Eukaryota; Metazoa; Chordata; Actinopteri; Labriformes; Labridae
Source: the annotation of a GenBank genome assembly